UGUUCUUUUUGGUUUCUACACUGAAAGGAUUCAGUGCAGAGGCGUGCAGCAGGAAUAAGAGGAAGCUUGCUUCCAUCUACAAGUUUAAAAUUCUCUUGGACAAUGAUGUCUGUAUCUGGGAGGAAGGAGUUUGACAUGAAGCAAAUUCUGAGGCUGAGAUGGAAAUGGUUUAGCCACCCCUCGCAGGGCUCUUCUGGAAACACUGGCUGUCUUCAGCAGGAGGGAUUUGAGCACCGUGGCAUGGGUCAGAACAGGUUGAAAAGCCACUCUCGGGACAGGAGUGGGCUCAGGAAAAACAGCAGCCCUAUAAGCAGUUUGCUGGCACCUGUGCCAGGUCCAAUUUACAACAGACCCGACAGUCAGCCAUGCCAUCAGCAGAAUACAGUUCCACGCACACCAGAGAACGAAGGGCUCUCUAAAAUUCCCACACAAGAGGACUCAUUUAAAGAAGAAGAAAAAGAAAACAAAGAAACAUUGGAAUCAGACAGUGCUGAUCUUACAGAAGAGUCUGGAGAGAGGCUGCCGUUAAAUAGCUGUUCUUCUAACAGGAUGAGUUCCGGUAGUUCGGAUGAGUUCUUCCAGUCAAUGAAUCAUGCAGAGCAAACAUUUCGAAAGAUGGAGAACUACCUCCAACACAAGCAGCUGUGCGAUGUUCUCCUAAUUGUUGGCGAUCACAAGAUUCCCGCCCAUCGACUGGUCCUCAGCGCUGUUUCAGACUAUUUUGCUGCCAUGUUUACAAAUGAUGUACGUGAGGCCAAGCAAGAAGAAAUUAAGAUGGAGGGUGUAGACCCAGAAGCACUUAAAGCACUUGUUCACUAUGCUUACACAGGUCUCCUAGAACUGAAGGAGGAAACUAUAGAGAGCUUAUUGGCUGCAGCCUGUCUUCUGCAGCUCUCUCAAGUGGUGGAAGUGUGUUGCAACUUCCUUAUGAAGCAGCUCCAUCCAUCAAAUUGCUUGGGGAUAAGAUCAUUUGCUGAUGCACAAGGCUGCAUGAAUCUGCUUAAGGUGGCCCACAGCUACACCACGGAACAUUUCAUGGAAGUGAUUAAGAAUCAAGAGUUCCUUCUGCUCCCCGCCAGUGAGAUUGAGAAGCUCCUUGCUAGUGACGACAUUAAUGUUCCUGAUGAGGAGACCAUAUUCCAAGCUCUGAUGAUGUGGGUGAAGCACGAGAUACAGAAGAGGCAGCAGGAUCUUGCAAUGCUCUUGUCUUACAUCAGAUUACCAUUACUCUCCCCACAGCUGUUAGCCGAUUUGGAAAAUAAUCCAAUGUUUGCUGAUGACUUGGAAUGCCAAAAACUCCUUAUGGAAGCUAUGAGGUAUCAUUUGUUGCCAGAGAGACGACCCAUGAUGCAAAGUCCCAGAACCAAACCUAGAAAAUCUACAGUUGGAGCACUUUAUGCAGUAGGAGGAAUGGAUACUAACAAGGGUGCCACAACAGUGGAAAAAUAUGACCUCAGGACAAAUACCUGGAUACAAGUAGGCACAAUGAAUGGGAGACGUCUGCAGUUCGGUGUGGCAGUAAUUGACAAUAAGCUGUAUGUCGUUGGUGGGAGAGAUGGAUUAAAGACAUCCAACACUGUUGAAUGUUACAAUCCAAUAGCCAAAGUAUGGUCAAUAAUGCCUCCAAUGUCCACUCAUAGACAUGGACUAGGAGUGGCUGUACUUGAAGGACCAAUGUAUGCAGUUGGUGGACAUGAUGGGUGGAGUUACUUGAACACAGUGGAGAGAUGGGAUCCACAAGCCCGUCAGUGGAACUACGUUGCCAGCAUGUCAACUCCAAGAAGCACUGUUGGAGUUGCAGCAUUAAACGGCAAACUGUAUGCAGUAGGUGGCCGAGAUGGCAGCUCCUGCCUACGAUCAAUGGAGUGUUUUGACCCUCAUACCAAUAAGUGGAGCAUGUGUGCACCCAUGUCCAAGCGAAGAGGUGGAGUUGGAGUUGCCACAUGCAAUGGCUUUCUUUAUACUGUGGGAGGACAUGAUGCCCCUGCUUCUAACCACUGUUCUAGAUUGUCAGAUUGUGUGGAACGGUAUGAUCCCAAAACAGACACCUGGACAACCGUGGCACCUUUAAGUGUUCCAAGAGAUGCUGUUGGAGUGUGCCUUCUUGGGGACAAACUUUAUGCUGUGGGAGGAUAUGAUGGACAGACUUACCUAAACACUGUAGAAUCAUAUGAUGCACAAAAUAAUGAAUGGACAGAGGAGGUGCCUCUGAAGAUUGGAAGAGCUGGAGCUUGUGUUGUUGUAGUGAAACUGCCAUGAAAAGCUGAAAAGAAUGUUUAGUUUUCUACAAGACCACAGAGAUUUAAUAAUAUUCUACUGUAUAUAAACAGCAAUCAUUCCAAAACUGCAUCAGCCUCACCACUGACUGAAAUUACAAAACAAGAGGUUCAGAAGGAAUGAGUUAUGUUUUGAUGCAGCUUCAUUGCUGAAAUGCAUAAACAUGAGCCUACUGCAGAUUUAAAUGGUUGUCAUCAGAACUCCAUCAUUAACAGAAUCUCAUCCCAGAAUAUGGUGCACCUUACCAGAUGCCACCAUGGAGUGGGAUGUACAGUGAUGGUGAAUGGAAUGUAUACUACUGUAUGAGCCGCCUUUCUGGAAAACUUUAUUAGUGAAGCUUUCACUAUGACUGAUGCUACUGUUGUUGGUUUACUGGUGCUGCGCUCAACGUGGGAGAAAAAUUAAGAGUUCUUAUGUGUGUCGAUGUUAUUGUAUGAAACAUUGUGUAUUACAGUGAAAGAGGCUUGAUUUUUCAAGAAAGUUUUAUCAUUAUCUCUUUAAAGGUGGAAUUUAAACAAUCAAAAUUAAGAAGAUGAAAUGACACUGAAGAGUCAAAUUUUGUUUCAAAUCUUUGAUAGAAAAUCAUCUUAUAAAUAUGUUAAUCAAAACAGGACUUUGUAACCUUCACUCCAUGACAUUAAUAGUCUCCCUUCCACUGGCCCAAGUCUUUGUCAUGGGAAAGGUACCAGUAAAGAGGCUACAAUACUGUGAGAUGAAAAGCACAUCUGGGAAUUUUUCCACAAAAAUUCUGUUUUCCUUUUAUCUGAGCCAUCACAAUACACUCACCACCAGUAAUAUUGCAAUACAGGAGUAGACAGGAGACUCCUGGGACUUUGCAAAGCACAUCCUUCACAACCAAGCGCCAUAGUAUAGAAAAAGAAGUACUCUACAUUGUACAGUAGCCGAAGCUGUUUAUCCAAAUUUUAAGGAAGUUGCUUGAUUACAAAUUGGUAAAAAUUGUUCAAAAAGUUGAUGAUUUAAUUUUUUUAACUGUUGUACAUCCCAAUGUUGCUUUAAACGAAACAUAAAAGGGCAGGGAGUUAACAAUUUUUUUGCAGGAUUGUGAAUCUAUAUUAUCCAAAAUGAUAGUGGUUCAAGUGUCUGUGUAGGGUUUAUUAUACUUACAUAUUUUAAUUUUAAAUGCAGUUGAGUAAUCAAAUGGUUUCUGAGAAGCAACUGAGGUGAAAUUUCAAAGUGCAGAAGGUAAGGGUUGUUUUUAAUGAAGCUUGAAACACAUUUUCUAAACUUGAGUAAUCACAGUGACUUGAUAUAACCAUAUAAUUUGAGGAAAUAAACCUUCUGUUGAUGACAACACAGCCACAAAACAGAUUUUGAGGAUUAUUGCAAUAGUUACAUAUAUCUGCAUUUCCUGAGCUUGUAGGUGAUAGAAUGAUGCUACAAAAUUUAUUCUAUGUUUAGAAAGAUUCAUAAAAUUAAUUUUGCUGAACAUGAACCUAAAUAUUUAUACAAUGUGGUUGUGUUUUCGAAGAGCUCCCCACACUUUUGACAACCUAAUACAUCUCUUUAAAGUAAUGUGAUGAUUCAAAAAUACCUACUUGUGAUCCAAUAUAUAUUUCUACUGCAUAAAGUGACUAUUAAAUGGAAUGAGUAUCAUUUUCAUGAUAUUGAAUCAUCUUUGAAAUUCUUGCAUUAAUUAGUAUAUCAAUGACAAUAAUACUACACCAAAGUUAGUCAUAGGUGUAUUUAUGUAGUGCUAGCAAUGCAGAGUUAUAUUUAUGGAGAUAUAUAAAUAUAAUCUUUAAUCCAAAUGUCUAUGUAUAUAUCAUAUUUAUAUUGGAAAAUGUAUUAUUAGUGAAUCCAGUUUUCUGAGCCUUUGAAUGUGCCAACAAAAUCAUGGCAGGAGUGUACAAACCUGCUGAAUAGACAAACAGAUAGCAGUAUACUUGCAUUGUACAACAUUCCACAACAUUUUCUACAACCAUGCAGAGAAGGAAGAACAUUUUAUACAUUACUAGGUCAAAAGUUGUGCAAGUCAAAGCUGCAGUAUUGAGUAAUAUACUCCUGACACUGGGCAGGGUAGGGUUAACAUAAAUGAGCUGGAGGAGAGGUGGAAGGAAUAGCUUACUUUCUUUUAAAACAGGGACUAAUUACAGAAAAUGUGAAUUAUAUCUUUGGAUCGUAAUCUUUGCUCCUGAGUCUUGCUGAUUAUAAAAUUUCUAAGCAAUGUUAAUUUUAUUUGGCCUCUGAUAAUUUUCAGUCUGCAGAAUCAGUUCUGUUGUACCAGAAACCACUCUAAUGAGCUGACAAUACAAACAAGAAGGUAUACUGCUUGUCAAGUGUGCUCUGCUCUGUACUGAAAAGAAAAUAACAUGAGCAGUAUAACUUGAAUGAUUCUUGCAACUAAUCCUAUGUUACCAAGGAGUCUGUGUACACUUUUGUAAUGAUCAUACAAAUUACUCAAAAAUACCGAAUGUCUCUGCAUAACUUGUAUUUGGCAUGGUUAGCACUUAACAGUCAAUUGAAUCUUUUUAGAGGUGCUGAGGGGGUGCUCCAUACCUCUGCCAAAAUUUUAUGUUGUUGGUGUACUUCUAGGAUGUUGGGAAGUCUAGGAGCUCGGAAUUCUUUUAGCCCUGACAUGCAAAUGAUGUUUACAGUUCAGCUGCCAGUUUUAAUUCCUCUGCUGCACCUGAAGGAAAUGGCUUUCAGUUCUGGAGUUAAUUCAGCUGGCAGGGGGAGUUGUGAUUGACCUAUCCUUUUGUACAAAAAAUGCAUUUAUUGUACAGCGCACCAAUUUAUUUGUAAUUUUUACACAAUAUACAAGUAAACAGGAUUUAAAUAAAUUGAAAAUUCGGAUUAUUUUGAUUCAAAAGCUGAGUUAGAAACAUUCUUCAUAGGUCAAUUUGUUGUUGAUUGCAAUCUUUUGGACAAAUAAUAAACUUUUAGAAGGUUGCAUGGGAUAGAAAAUCCUAUCUUUUCAACUAUAGACUAAAUUUGCAACACAGGAGGCCAAAUAUUGUACUUAGAGCAGCUAUUUACACUGCCUUUCAGUAUCAAUGGACUCUGCUAAGGCAAUGAAGUAUCUUUUCAGUACUGCGAUUUAUACCAAAACUUUGGUUGUUCUACUGUAUUUUUUGUUCAGCAUGUGAAGAAUCUUUCCUUUCUUAAUUCCCUUUUGGUGUACUUAUCUUUAAACCUUCUGUGUUA
Molecule: messenger RNA, 5442 nt
Organism: Pristis pectinata (smalltooth sawfish)
Lineage: Eukaryota; Metazoa; Chordata; Chondrichthyes; Rhinopristiformes; Pristidae
Product: kelch-like protein 4
Exons: 11
Coding region: 103-2259 (718 amino acids)
Molecular function (GO): protein binding
Source: RefSeq, a predicted model, not a curated record